ACUGAAGCUGACGGGUGUCCAGACUCCACUGGAGCGGAGCCGUUGCGGGCGUCCAGCUGCCAACUUUCUGCCUGGACCUCUGUCUCCUCAUUUUCCCGGUCUCCUCAGACCGAAGCCCUCGAGGUAUGUAACAGCCAUGCCUGUGGACACGCUGAGCCCGGGAGCCGCCGCCGCCCCCGCCCUACCUUUCCGCCUGCGCACCAAGGUCCCCGGCUACCUGCUACGGAGGCCAGCGGACGGCGGAGCCCGGAAACCGAGUGCUGUGGAGCGCCUGGAGGCCGACAAGGCCAAGUACGUCAAGAGCCUACAUGUGGCUAACACCCGCCAGGAACCCGUGCAGCCCCUGCUGUCCAAACAGCCACUCUUUAGCCCUGGGACUCGCCGCACAGUGCUCACGCCCAGCCGCCGAGCCCUGCCUGGCCCCGGCCGCCGGCCCCAGCUGGACCUGGACAUUCUUAACAGCCUCAUCAACUUGUGUGAUAGUCCCGUGUCCCCUGCCGAGGCCAGCCGUACUCCUGGACGGGCAGAGGGAGCUCGCCAGGCACCCCCAGCCACCCCUCCUCGCCCGCCGCCUACUACGGCUGCGGUCCGCCGAGUGGACGUCCGCCCCCUGCCUGCCUCACCUGCCCGGCCCUGCCCGUCACCGGGCGCUGCUGCCGCCUCCAGCCCGGCCCGGCCAUCGGGUUUGCAACGCUCCAAGUCAGACUUGAGCGAGCGCUUCUCUAGGGCAGCAGCUGACCUUGAGCGCUUUUUUAACUUCUGCGGCCUGGACCCAGAGGAGGCACGGGGAUUGGGUGUGGCCCACCUGGCACGGGCCAGCUCGGACAUCGUGUCCCUGGCCGGGCCCAGUGCUGGGCCGGGCAGCUCGGAGGGAGGAUGCUCCCGCCGCAGCUCCGCUACUGUUGAGGAGCGGGCCCGGGAGCGAGUCCCCUACGGCGUGUCGGUGGUAGAGCGCAACGCCCGCGUGAUUAAGUGGCUGUAUGGGUUACGGCAGGCACGGGAGACCCCAGCCGCUGAGGGCUAGGCCUUCGCUGAACUUGGAAUUCACCGCAGGACAGAUCUUAGAGAGGCAGUCGCCCGGUGACCUCUCUUGCAUCCAUUCCCUGGAUCUGGGCAGACAGGCUGUUCCCUUUGUGAACCUGGUGUAGAGGCAGAGGCUUAGAGGCUGGACCAGCAUCCUCUGGCAAGGACUGACCCUGGAGAGAGUUGCUCUUGACUUUGGAGCCCACCCCCACCCCCACAUACAAGGUUUUUGACAUGAGUGUACCCCUGCUUGGCUCCUCUUGCGGGGCUGCAUUUGGGGUGCUUCACCUUCCCCACCCACAGUGAGGGGCCAACGAAUCUCACCAAGCCUGUCUUGCCAGUGGCUCUGUUUCCUCUUUCCUUCCUUAUCCUCUGUACUUUGCUGACUUCCUCUUCCUUACCCAUUGGGUCCUGGUUCCCAGGAAUGUACCCUGGGGUGGGGGCAGGGAGGAGGGGGCUUAUCUACUGUUUUUCCUUGUCCUUGGCAGCUGGCCUAGGUAGGUAGACUACAGGAGGGACUGGUUAGGAGUCUUCACUGCUCUGACUUCCUUUCUCUUGGUUAAUAAACACAAAUGCUUGUUUCUCAAGG
Molecule: messenger RNA, 1612 nt
Organism: Propithecus coquereli (Coquerel's sifaka)
Lineage: Eukaryota; Metazoa; Chordata; Mammalia; Primates; Indriidae
Gene: FAM110A
Product: family with sequence similarity 110, member A
Exons: 2
Coding region: 137-1024 (295 amino acids)
Source: RefSeq, a predicted model, not a curated record